UGUUUAGCUAGCUAACCCAGCGCGUGACAGGAGUAGGAAUGUAGGAUGCCUCUUUCUGCUUUUGUUGUCACCGUCCACGGCCAGCCGGCAGCAGGUGCGAGCACGACACGACCAAGAAGCUAGUCGGCGCAGAUCCACGGCUCGGCACUUAAGUAGGGGACGCUGUUACGUGCCACAAGUGGUAACAAGAGGCAGGAGAGAUUUAGCCUCCACGAAUCUGCCAGCGCGCCAGAGGAGGGGGGGCAUGGCGACGGCGGUUGGACGCGAGGAGGGGGAGCCGGAGCCGGCGGCGGCGUCGUGGAGGCUGCGCAUGGGCAGCAGCGACGCCAUGCGCGUCCCGGAGCAGCCGCCCUUCUUCGCCAGGCUCUUCGGCGCCGCCUGCCCGUCCCACGGUGCCGGGAAACAAAGGAAAAUCGCAAAGUACUACGAGAAGCAGGAGAGUCUUCUCAAGGAUUUCAGCGAGAUGGAGAGCAUGAAUGAGCUCGGUUUCUUGGAUCAGAACAGUGCUCCUACCGAGGAAGAGCUGCGGCAAUUGGCCAAGGGCGAAAAGCUGGCGAUCAACCUGUCCAACAUCAUCAACCUGGUGCUGUUCGUCGGGAAAGUCGUCGCUUCCGUCGAGACCCAGUCGAUGGCAGUGAUCGCGUCGACGCUGGACUCGCUGCUGGAUCUCCUCUCAGGGUUCAUCCUCUGGUUCACGGCGCACGCCAUGAAGAAGCCCAACAAGUACAGCUACCCGAUCGGCAAGAGGCGCAUGCAGCCAGUGGGGAUCGUGGUGUUCGCGUCGGUGAUGGGGUGCCUGGGGUUCCAGGUGCUGAUCGAGUCGGGGCGGGAGCUGGUGACGCAGGAGCACACCACGUUCGACACCUGGAAGGAGAUGUGGAUGGUGGGCAGCAUGUCGUCCGUGGCCGUCGUCAAGUUCUUCCUCAUGCUCUACUGCCGGACCUUCAAGAACGAGAUCGUCCGGGCCUACGCGCAGGACCACUUCUUCGACGUCAUCACCAACUCCGUCGGCCUCGUCAGCGCGCUGCUCGCCGUCAAGUACAAAUGGUGGAUGGACCCCGUCGGAGCCAUACUGAUCGCGCUGUACACGAUCACCACGUGGGCGCGGACGGUGCUGGAGAACGUGGGCACGCUGAUCGGGAGGUCGGCGCCGGCCGAGUACCUCACCAAGCUCACCUACCUCAUCUGGAACCACCAUGAGGAGAUCCGGCACAUCGACACGGUGAGGGCAUACACCUUCGGGACGCACUACUUCGUGGAGGUGGACGUGGUGCUCCCCGGCGACAUGCCGCUCAGCCAGGCGCACGACAUCGGGGAGGCGCUGCAGGAGAAGCUGGAGCAGCUGCCCGAGGUGGAGCGUGCCUUCGUGCACGUCGACUUCGAGUUCACCCACCGCCCAGAGCACAAGGCCGACGUCUGAUCUCUCUCAUCAUGCUCUUCUCCUGAAAUAUGCAUGGUAUUGAGAAUGUAUGUGUGUGCAUGCCCUGUUUUUUGCCAUGCCUUUCACUUGAAUCUCCUGGUAGGCAGUUGUAUAACGGCUGUGACCUUAAAGGUCAUGUCGCGUCUUAAAUUAUCACUCCCAAGCCGAGGUAUAGGUAUUGCCCAAAGUGUACUCUUUGGUUAUCGCUUCAUAGGGUUUCGAACAUAAUCGUCGGUAUCUCUCCUUGCAUGCUUUCUCUUCUCUCGAGUCAAUAGAAAGACAACGUGUGAUCUCUCUUUGAAUUCUCAA
Triticum dicoccoides is the source of this 1729-nucleotide messenger RNA. Its product is annotated as metal tolerance protein 7-like. The transcript has 5 exons. The record is from RefSeq and is a predicted model, not a curated record. Gene Ontology annotation, molecular function: monoatomic cation transmembrane transporter activity. NCBI's taxonomy places the organism in Eukaryota, Viridiplantae, Streptophyta, Magnoliopsida, Poales, Poaceae. The coding region runs from base 245 to 1420 and encodes 391 amino acids. Gene Ontology annotation, biological process: monoatomic cation transport; transmembrane transport. Gene Ontology annotation, cellular component: membrane.